Nicotiana tabacum (common tobacco) is the source of this 1056-nucleotide messenger RNA. RefSeq lists its product as uncharacterized. The record is from RefSeq and is a predicted model, not a curated record. NCBI's taxonomy places the organism in Eukaryota, Viridiplantae, Streptophyta, Magnoliopsida, Solanales, Solanaceae.
CUGACAAGCAACAAGUUCUAACACUAAUGCCACUAAUUUUCUGACUGGUCUAAAUUUUAUUUAUUACAAUAAUAUAAGUAGUUUUCUGGGAUCUGUUUCUUGAAUUUGAGGACAAAGAAAAUUUGGUUUUCAUUUGAUAAUGAUGAAGAAAUCAUGGGUUUGUACAAUUGUAACUCAAGUUUCUUUAUGCUUAUCUCUUUAUCUUGUUAUCAACUUGUGUCAAAAUCAGAAGCCAAUUUUAAGGAAUGGAAAUGACAAUAUUCCUAUGGAUAUAUAUUUCAUCAGUGUUACUGGUGGUGUUAGGCCUAUUGAAGAACAGACCCUUCUUCUCAAGCAGGUGGAGAAGGUAGCAAAGAAGUUCAAUGCAAGAUUUGUUAUCAACGUAAGCGAACUUGGGGAAGAUGACCCACUCGUGCAAAAUGCUACUCAGCAUUUUCCUUCUACGAAGACUCCAUGGUACUCUACGCGAGGUCUCAAAGGACGAGGGGUGAAUCACUACCUUGAGCAAUUCAAGUUUGCUCAUGGAAGCUUAGAUAUUAUAGUUGUGGAUACAGGAUUAUAUGAGGAUGCUUCGAAUGGUGCUGGAGAUAGGCAAUCAGAAUGGCUGAUCGACACACUUAAAAAUAGUGAACGCACAUGGUGCAUUGCUAUCGGACUUCAUCCAUUGGUAGCCUGUGAAGACGAUGCUACUCAAACAGAACUAAAACACGAAUUACAGUCUUUACAUGGCGUAUUUCUGAAGUACGGCGUAGAUGCAUAUAUAAGUGGACAGGCUUGUAAUGACAAUGUUGAGAAAAGACCGGUCGCAAAAACCAAAACUGGAACUGCCAGAUAUAAAGGACCUUUGAUUACUAAAGUGAAUCAGAACCUGCCCUACUCUAUGCAAAAUGUAAAUGGAUUCCUACUUCACAAAGUCAGUGCUCUUGAGAUUGUGUCCUACUUAGUCACAUUGGAAGGUGAUGUAGUGCAGAAAAUUUUUCUCCAUCAAAGAGGCAAAGAGAUUAUGUAGAUAUACCUGCCGAACGUUGAUGUGUGUAUUUGUUAUUGUCGUGAGAA